AUUUUCACCAUCUUCACUUCCUUCUCCCUCACCUGCUGAGCAGUGGAAACAACCAGUAAACGGCCGUGCCAGCUGGUCCCCAGGGCCAGCGUGGCCGUCACGGGGCACCUGCCGGCCUCGGCCCUUUGGGCUCCUCUGGGCUCGCGCCCCGCCCCUCCUUGUCCUCCGUUCCAUUUGAACACAUCAAGAUUCUUACAAAGGAACAGAUCAGGAGGAAUUCUGACGUUAUCGUGUUUGGAAAGGCCCCAAGGUUCAGGCGUCUUUUUAUCUUGUUUCCUGGGAUUUGCUGCAAUCACUCGGCAAGUAUAACCACAUGUUACUUCUCACAGAAAUCGAUUUGCAAAGUCACGCAGGGAAACACACAGCAAGCCCCGCCACUCUCAGCCCACCGACUUCAAGGAGAGACCUGCCGGGAGCGGCGGUGGCAGCGACAGAAAUGCGGGUGCUGACACUUUUAAGUCUUUGUUUUUCACCUUUAGCGGCUUUUUACUUCCACGCAGGGGAACGAGAGGAGAGAUGCAUACUGAAAGACGUCCCCAGCGACACCUUGGUAACAGGGACUUUCAAGAUACAGCAAUGGAACAUAGGCAGACAAGAUUUCCUUGAAUCUGCUCCUGGUUUGGGAAUGUUUGUGACUGUUACAACCUACAAUGAUGAGGUAUUAUUGUCAAAGUUAUAUGGCUCACGCGGGACAUUCUAUUUUACUUCACAUUCGCCUGGUGAACACGUCAUUUGCUUAGAAUCUAAUUCUACGAGGCUUGUGUCAUUCGGAGGGAGUGAGCUGCGGAUCCACUUAGAGAUUCGUGUUGGAGAACAUGACCUCGAUGCAGCCAUUGCUCAAGCAAAGGACAAAGUUAAUGAAGUUAGUUUUAAGCUUGAACAUCUAAUUGAGCAAAUUGAACAAAUAGUCAAAGAACAAAACUAUCAAAGGGACCGUGAAGAAAAUUUUCGAAUGACCAGUGAAGAUACAAAUAGCAAUGUUUUAUGGUGGGCUUUUGCACAAACAUUAAUCUUCAUCUCAAUUGGAAUUUUCCAAAUGAAGUACCUUAAAGACUUCUUUAUAGCUAAGAAGCUUGUUUAAAAUGUUGAUAAAGAUAAAUAACUGCUAAUUUGCAUAAUGUUUGAGUUAAUAAAUCAAAUACACUCAUAAAUGUGGAUUACUUUUGAGACUUGGAGACUUCAGAGGUUGAAAUUAAUGUUACAGCAUUGCAACACUGAUAAAAUGUCACUUUAACAAUGUGGUUCCUGAGUUUGAUAGAUUAAGCACAUCAUCCUUUCCUAUUCUACACUUGGUAAAGACCA
Messenger RNA from Manis pentadactyla (Chinese pangolin), 1302 nucleotides. RefSeq names its product transmembrane emp24 domain-containing protein 11. The transcript is spliced from 5 exons. Lineage: Eukaryota; Metazoa; Chordata; Mammalia; Pholidota; Manidae. Bases 314 to 1081 code for a protein of 255 amino acids. Gene Ontology annotation, biological process: intracellular protein transport; Golgi organization; endoplasmic reticulum to Golgi vesicle-mediated transport. The record is from RefSeq and is a predicted model, not a curated record. Gene Ontology annotation, cellular component: Golgi apparatus; COPII-coated ER to Golgi transport vesicle; endoplasmic reticulum-Golgi intermediate compartment.